CCUACUCAAAAUCAUUCUCUUAUACGAUGAUGAUGAUGAUUAUGAAAUGAUAGGUUCUCCUAUACAUUCUGCCGCAGAUAAGUAUCGUGUUCAAGUAGCUUUAUCCACUGAAACAACCUGGGAAUCUGUCCUCGGAAGACUCGAAGAUCUGAGGAUGUUUUUUGUUUAAUUCUUGGUUUUUUUUUUUUGGGUUGAUUUGCUAGCUUUUGAAGUCAACAGACCUUUCUCUGGUUUGGGUUUUGUGUAUCUGUACGCGUUUUCAGAACCCCUCGUCUUCUGGUCCAAGGUUAAUUAGUCCAGCAACGCGAAAAGAACACUCAUUUACGAUUUUUUUUUUUUUUUUUUUUUUUUUGAUGAGUUUAAGGAGGUGGUUUUACAGACUGUACUGGGUACUUUUGCUUUUGAUUUGAGGAAAUGAUGAAUGGGUUUUGGGGAUUCAGAGAGAUUCGUCCUGCGUUGCUGGCAGUGGUGUUUGUUUUGGUUUACCAGCAUUUGUCUUUUUGUUGGUCCCUGAGUGAUAAAGGUAUUGUUUUGUCCAGAUCUAAGGAGACUGUAGUUCAUGAUUCUCUUGAGGGUUUGGAGAAUGGCAAUGGAGGAAAUGCUGUGGCUCUGAGCGUGGAAGAGUCUAGAAAUGUAGCUCAUCACCGGAAGUUGAUGGAUGUAGCACCUUUUAAUCCGUUCCCCUUUUUCCCACCGUUUUGGGUUAGCCCGGGCCCUGGACAGAGUCCUCCACCGCCAUCUCCAUCCCCAUCACCAUCAGUCGAGUCGUUCUCGCCAUCCCCUGCACCGUCGCCAUCUAUGGUGCCACGGUUGGCCCCACCUCCCGCUGUUUCUAUAACCCCGUCAUCAGUUCCUGCUCCUGCAGAAGGACCUAGCGUUUCGUCUGGUCAUUUCAGCGGGAAACACCACCGAGUUUUGAUAGUUUCUGUAGCAAUUGGUGGUUCUGUCUUGGUUGUAGCUUUGUUCAUCGUCAUAGUAUUCUCUCAGAAGAAUAAGAUGGCGGUUGUUAGACCUUGGGCAACGGGGUUAAGCGGGCAGCUGCAGAGAGCAUUUGUUACGGGCGUGCCGAAGCUGAAGAGGCAAGAACUCGAGACAGCGUGCGAAGAUUUCAGCAAUGUCAUUGGUUCCUCGUCGGUUUGUACAUUGUACAAGGGCACCUUAUCCAGUGGAGUCGAGAUAGCUGUCAUGUCUCUUACUUUCGUGUCUGCUAAGGAUUGGUCGAGAGAUCACGAAGCCCAAUUCAGAAAAAAGAUUGAUUCACUGUCGAAAGUAAACCACAAGAACUUUGUGAACCUCAUUGGAUAUUGCGAGGAAAAGGAACCUUUCACCAGAAUGAUGGUGUUUGAGUAUGCUCCAAAUGGAACGCUUUUCGAACAUUUACACAUUAAGGAGGCCGAACAUUUGGACUGGGGGGCGCGAAUGAGGGUCAUAAUGGGAAUGGCAUACUGUCUCGGGCACAUGCACCAGAUGGUGCCGCCAGUCUCCCACAAGAACCUGAAAUCCUUGGCCAUACACCUCUCGGAGGAUUCUGCAGCCAAGAUAUCAGACUUUGCGGUCUGGAACGAGUCUGCUGACGACGAAACGGACCCAACACCAGAGAGCAACAUGUACAGCUUCGGGGUCAUCCUGCUCGAGGUGGUGACCGGGAGGCUGCCGUACUCUCCCACCGGCACCGCCCUCGAGGACUUUGCAUCGGACUAUCUCGGAGGCAGACAGUCCCUCAGGGAAAUGGCUGACCCAACUCUCACUUCCUUCCAUGAACACCAGCUUGAUGGCAUUGGUGAAGUGAUCAAAUCUUGCCUGCGUCUCAGCCCAAGACUCAGACCUACCAUGAGAGAAGUUGCUGAUAGGUUGAGGGAGAUCACUGGGAUAGGACCUGAUGGUGCAAUACCGAAACUAUCGCCUCUCUGGUGGGCCGAGCUCGAGAUACAAUCCGCGGACAUAUCUAAUUGAAAAAUGCCAUAUUCUCAACUAAAAAUCUAAGCUGAUAGUGAGACCGCACUCUGAAGAUAGUCUCUGAAGAAUGCAAUAGUCUCGACUAAAAGUCUAAGCUGAUAGUGAGAUCGUACUUAUGCUCAACACAGCUGAAUACAUGAAUCUUGUGCCAUCUUCUUGAUGGCAAUUAGAAGUCUUGUAUUUUUAUAGAGGCUGUAAAUUCAAAGGCUUGUGGGAGUUUGAUUCAUUUUUUUCUUCUUUUUUUUUAGCUUGUACAAUUGUUUGCUUUGGGGAUCAGAUGAACAUAUUAUACAUUUGGAAUGUUAAUAUGUAGAUAAUGAUUCACAACAUGCUAUAUAUUCAUUAUCUAUUUGAA
Messenger RNA from Ipomoea nil (Japanese morning glory), 2311 nucleotides. Its product is annotated as probable inactive receptor-like protein kinase At3g56050. Lineage: Eukaryota; Viridiplantae; Streptophyta; Magnoliopsida; Solanales; Convolvulaceae. The record is from RefSeq and is a predicted model, not a curated record. Gene Ontology annotation, molecular function: ATP binding; protein kinase activity. Gene Ontology annotation, biological process: protein phosphorylation. The transcript is spliced from 6 exons. The coding region runs from base 415 to 1953 and encodes 512 amino acids.